AUGAUGAUGGACCUUUUUGAAACUGGCUCCUAUUUCUUCUACUUGGAUGGGGAAAAUGUUACCCUGCAGCCGUUAGAAGUGGCAGAGGGCUCUCCUUUGUAUCCAGGGAGUGAUGGUACCCUGUCCCCCUGCCAGGACCAAAUGCCCCCGGAAGCUGGGAGCGACAGCAGCGGAGAGGAACAUGUCCUGGCGCCCCCAGGCCUGCAGCCUCCCCACUGUCCCGGCCAAUGCCUGAUCUGGGCUUGCAAGACCUGCAAGAGAAAAUCUGCCCCCACCGACCGGCGGAAGGCCGCCACCCUGCGCGAGAGGAGGCGGCUAAAGAAGAUCAACGAGGCCUUCGAGGCACUGAAGCGGCGGACUGUGGCCAACCCCAACCAGAGACUGCCGAAGGUGGAGAUUCUGCGGAGCGCCAUCAACUACAUAGAGCGGUUGCAGGACCUGCUGCACCGGCUAGAUCAGCAGGACAAAAUGCAGGAGCUCGGGGUGGACCCCUUCAGCUACAGAGCCAAGCAAGAGAGUCUUGAGGGUGCGGAUUUCCUGCGCACCUGCAGCUCCCAGUGGCCAAGUGUUUCGGAUCAUUCCAGGGGGCUCGUGAUAACUGCCAAGGAAGGAGGGGCAAGCAUUGAUUCAUCGGCCUCGAGUAGCCUUCGAUGCCUCUCUUCCAUCGUGGACAGCAUCUCCUCGGAGGAGCACAAACUCCCCUGCGUGGAGGAGGUGGUGGAGAAGUAA
Eubalaena glacialis (North Atlantic right whale) is the source of this 729-nucleotide messenger RNA. RefSeq names its product myogenic factor 6 (gene MYF6). The transcript has 3 exons. Lineage: Eukaryota; Metazoa; Chordata; Mammalia; Artiodactyla; Balaenidae. Gene Ontology annotation, molecular function: RNA polymerase II cis-regulatory region sequence-specific DNA binding; protein dimerization activity; DNA-binding transcription factor activity, RNA polymerase II-specific. The record is from RefSeq and is a predicted model, not a curated record. Gene Ontology annotation, biological process: positive regulation of myoblast differentiation; regulation of transcription by RNA polymerase II; muscle organ development. The coding region runs from base 1 to 729 and encodes 242 amino acids.